GCCCAGCUCUGAAAGAAUCGGGGCCCCUCUGGCCCUCACCCACCCCGAGAGGGGCCUUCGGCUUUGGGGCACAGGGGCAGGGCCACUGGGGAGGGGCGAAAGGCGGGCUCCCCCUUCCCUCACUCCCCCGCUCCUUCGCCGCCUCCAGCCUCCCGCGGCGGGAAGCGGGGGACUGGCUGCGGCUGGAGUCCGGAGGCGAGGGGAGGCCGGCCGCAACUUCCCCAGUCCACCUUAAGAGGACGAUGUAACCGGCUCGCGGCGCUGACCUUAGAAAAACAAGUUUGCGCAAAGUGGAGCGAGGGGCCCGGGCUCUGGGCAGCCCCGGCGGCUCUUCCACCGUCUCGCAGCCCUCGCCGGCCCGGCGGCGCAGCCGCGGCCCAUGGAGCCCGCCCGCCCGGCCCCCGGCCGCCUCAGGCCGCUGCUCUGCCUGCUGCUCGCUGCGUCCAGCGCCUGGUCAGGAGUGGCAGGUGUGAACGAGCUGCAGGUGAUUCAACCUGACCGGUCAGUUUCAGUUGCAGCAGGAGAGACGGCCACUCUGCACUGCAAAGUGACCUCCCUGCUCCCCGUGGGGCCCUUCAAGUGGUUCAGGGGCACAGGGCCAGGCCGAGAGUUAAUCUACAGUCUCAAAGGAGGCCCCUUCCCUCGAGUAACAAGUGUUGCAGAUACUACAAGGAGAAACAACACGGACUUUUCCAUCCACAUCAGUAACAUCACCCCAGCAGACACCGGUAUGUACUACUGUGUGAAGUUCCAGAGAGCAACCCCUGACGUGGAGGUUAAGUCUGGACCAGGCACUCAUCUCGCUGUGAGUGCCAAACCCUCUCCUCCUGUGGUAUCAGGCCCUGCAGUGAGGGUCACACCUGAGCAGACAGUGAGCUUCACCUGCAAAUCCCACGGGUUCUCCCCCAGAAACAUCUCCCUGAAAUGGUUCAAAAAUGGCAAUGAGCUCUCAGCCUCCCAGACCAACGUGGAACCAGAGGGAAACAACGUUUCCUACAGCAUUUCCAGCACAACCAAGGUGGUGCUGGCCCAGGGGGAUGUUCGCUCCCAGGUCAUCUGCGAGGUGACCCACAUCACCCUGAAGGGAGACCCUCCUCUUCGUGGGACAGCCAACUUGUCUGAGACCAUCCGAGUUCCGCCUACCUUGACGAUUACCCAACACCCCACGGCGGGGAACCAGGUGAAUGUCACCUGCCAGGUGAACAAGUUCUACCCCCAGCGCCUACAGCUGACCUGGUUGGAGAAUGGAAAUGUGUCCCGAAUAGACAUGACCUCGACCCUCAUAGAGAACAAGGACGGGACCUUUAACUGGACGAGCUGGCUCCUGGUGAACUCAUCUGCCCACAGGGAGGCUGUGCUGCUCACCUGCCAGGUGGAGCAUGACGGACAGCCGGCGGUCACCAAAAACCAUACGCUGGAGGCCUCUGCUCCCCAGAAGAACCAGGAUGCAGACGAACCUCUGGACAAGGCUGACAACUGGAACAGUAUCUUUAUCGUGGUGGGCGUAGUGUGUGCCCUGCUGGUGGCCCUGCUGAUCGCUGCCCUCUACCUCCUCCGAAUCAGACAGAAGAAAGCGAAGGGCUCCACUUCUUCUACACGGUUGCAUGAGCCCGAGAAGAACACUAGAGAAACAACCCAGAUCCAGGACAACAACGACAUCACAUAUGCAGACCUGAACCUGCCCAAGGGGAAGAAGUCCACCCCCAAGGCCGACAAACCCAACAACCACACGGAGUAUGCCAGCAUUCAGGCCCGCCCACCACCUGUGUCCGAGGACACCCUCACCUACGCCGACCUGGACAUGGUCCACCUCAACCGGAACCCCAAGCAGCCAGCCCCCAAGCCUGAGCCAUCCUACUCGGAAUACGCCAGUGUCCAGGUCCAGAGGAAGUGAACAGGGCCGUGGCCAUCUCUAGGGUCUGUCCCCAUGAGCCUUCCUGCCCCAUUGCGGGCAGCCUUGAUGAGGACAGCCAGCCCAGUUCCUGGAGGGCCAGGGUGGAACAGGACCCAACAGUGAGGGUAGCUCUUGUCUCCCCAACCCAGCCGGCUCUCCAGCAUUUCCAGGGCAGCCAUGGCCCCUCCAUGUGGCCACACAUGGAGGCUGGUGUUGCCAGACUAGGCAGGGAACCGACCUGGGAACUGGCCAGAGCCACCAUCAGGGGUGCAAGAACUCUCAUGCCUCUGUCCAUCAACUGUGGGUCUUUGUCAUGGUCUUGGAGACCACUGACUGCCUCCUUGACACUCUGCAGCCCGAUCUUCCAGAGUGAGGAGGGAGAAAACCCACCUCCUCCUCCCAGCACCACCCACCUGGGGCUUUGGGGAAAGUUUUCCCUUUAGAUCGAACUGCCCAUCCAUGGAGAAGAAGCUGGACGCGCAUCCCGAGACUUGGUGCCGUGGCUGCCAGCAGUCCUGGCCUCCCCUCCCUGCACUGACCAGCCACAAGCCCCGGGGAGGAGAGGACCGUCUGAGGAGCUCCUCCACCACCAAGGACUGAGGGACAAAACGCCCCUCUUCUUCACGGCCCUCGAGACCUGGAGGACCUCCGACGGUGAUACUCCAUGUGGCCCCACCUCUCCCUUCCAUACCUGAGCUCGCUUCCUUCAGCAAGCACUAACUCACAACCUCUCGCUGUGGACGCCUGUAAAUUAUUGAGAAAUGUGAAAUGUGCAAUCUUGAAACUGAGGUGUUAGAAAAUUUGAUCUGUGGUGUUUUGUUCUGUAUUUUUCUUAAAACAACAGCAGUGUUAUCCUG
This is a messenger RNA of Eubalaena glacialis (North Atlantic right whale), 2751 nucleotides long. RefSeq names its product tyrosine-protein phosphatase non-receptor type substrate 1-like. The transcript is spliced from 9 exons. The coding region runs from base 380 to 1894 and encodes 504 amino acids. Gene Ontology annotation, biological process: positive regulation of T cell activation; positive regulation of phagocytosis. Lineage: Eukaryota; Metazoa; Chordata; Mammalia; Artiodactyla; Balaenidae. The record is from RefSeq and is a predicted model, not a curated record. Gene Ontology annotation, cellular component: plasma membrane.